AUGAUAGGAAACAACUCUUUCAGAGAGAGAAGAGCUAUUUCAUAAGAUAGAAAUUCAUAUUUUAAAAAUGGAGAUUCAUUUAAUGUGAAUAAUCCCAACAACAUUUCUUUAAAUAAUUACAAUUAGAAAGAUAAUUUUGGAAAUAAUUUGAAUCAAAACAUAAAGAAUUACUCCUCGAAUAAUGAGUAUUAUAUGAACAACUUUGAAAACAGCCAUAAUAAUAGCAGACUUAACAGCACUAAUUAUGCAAAUAAAUCAGGAUAAAAUGGUUCUUUUAUGGAUUAAAGCCAAGGAGGUUAAAGAAAGAAGAAAGAACCAAUUAAGACUUCUUUUUAACCAACUUCAUCUUUAGCAGAGGAAAACCUUGUUAAAAAUUUCAACAAGCUUAACCCUAAAAAUAGGAUUAAUGAAGAAUAUUUGCAAACAAACAAACCUUAGCGUAUAGAGUUACCAUUGUUCUUUAAUACACCUAUACGCUUCAACGAUAAUCAACUAAAUACGAAAAUAAAAAGCAGAUCUUUAAUCUAAAAGAAUUAUAACACAAUUGGAAAUAUACCAGAAAGCUAAUAAAUGGGAAUAACAAAAUUAAAUUAUAGUUUUAAUUAAUUUAGUCAGUUUAAUAUGGAUCAGAGCUCAUUUGCUAAAAAUCCUAUUGAGUCUGAAGAAGUGUAAAAAUAAACAAUCGCUGAAAAGCAUAUUUACUUAAGAUCCUUGAGGAGAAGAAAAGACUAUGAAAUGCUAGCUUUUGCUUGUAAACGAGCUGGAAAACCUAGAGAUGAAGGAAGAUCGUACUAUAGUAUUGGCGUAUUAAAUGAUAAUAUUGGUAAAUAUAAAGUUGCAAUAAAAAGCUAUGAAAAAUUCUUAUAAAUCUGCCAAAAUAUUGGAGAUCAGCAUGGAGAAGCUCUAGCCUACAACUGUUUAGGAGUAGACUACCAAAUGAUUGGAUAAUAGGAAAAGGAUAACUAAUUUUAUGAAAAAGCUAUACAAUAUCAUAAAUAACAUGAAAAUAUAGCAGAUGUGAAUGGGAAAUUUUUAGCUUGUAUUAAUUUGGGAUUGUGUUAUGAUGCAAUAAAUCUUAGAAAACAAGCUCUUUCAUAUUAUUAGCAAGCUUUACGUCACAGUGUUAAAAUGUCGAAUUUAGCAAGUUAAACUAUAGCUAUUGGUAAUAUUGGAAGAAUAGGCAUGCCAGGAUUGUUGGAUAAUAAGGAGAAAAUGACUGUUUUUAUUGACAAAUAUAUAAAACUCACAUAAGAUAUGAAAGAUGAAAAUGGUGAACUAAAGGCUUAAUUAAAAAUGGGAUAAGUUACAUCAAUGAUAGGAAAUUUCGAGUAAGGUAAAUAAAGUUUCUUACGUGCUCUUUAGUUGGCUGAGCAAAAAUAAGAAUUAGACAAAUUGCAAGAAGCAAAGUGUGGAUUUGCUGUAGCAAGUGCUGAAAUUUAAAUGUAGUCAUAUCUUCAUAGCUAUGCUCAAAAAAUGUAAUCAAUAUAAGAAUCGAAUGAAUUAGAUUAAGAAUAGCGUUAAAAUACAGAUGGAUCUUAUCAUGGAUUUUCUUAUAAAUGA
This is a messenger RNA of Tetrahymena thermophila SB210, 1560 nucleotides long. RefSeq names its product tetratricopeptide repeat protein. Gene Ontology annotation, molecular function: protein binding. NCBI's taxonomy places the organism in Eukaryota, Ciliophora, Oligohymenophorea, Hymenostomatida, Tetrahymenidae. The record is from RefSeq and is a predicted model, not a curated record. The transcript is spliced from 2 exons.